AUGGACCUCGAAGAAGACGAGGUGCUGCACUCUGUGUACGGCCGCAAGGUAAUCAACAUCGCCGACGUACGCGUCCGGAAGUUUGGGGAGAAUCUGCGCCCCUGCGAGCCGGAGACGCUCCAGUUCAUUGCGGAAAACACGACGAUUCCCGUGCCCAAGGUCCAGGACACCGACUGGCAGGACGGCAGGCUGCGGUGCAUCGUCAUGGACUACAUGCCCGGCAAGCGGCUCGACAAGAUCUGGGGCGACCUGACGUCCGAGCAGAAGCUCUCCAUCGCGCACGAGCUCCACGGCUACGUCAACCAGUUGCGCAGCCUCCGGGGCGACUACAUCGGGGCCCUCAACAGGGGCAAGGCGCUCUUCGGUAAGAGGUCGCCCAUCGAGUGUGGCCCGUUUGACAGCGAGCGCGAGUGGAACCGGUUCAUUCUCGAGGACAUUGUCUCGGCGGCGCCCAGGAUGAUGCGGCACCUUGCGCGGUAUUGCCUCUCGCGGAACCACCAGGUUGUCUUUACGCACGGCGACCUGGCGCCCCGCAACAUUCUUAUUGAUGAGAAGACGUUCAAGGUGACGGCCAUCUUGGACUGGGAGGAGUCUGGCUGGUACCCCGAGCAUUGGGAGUACAUCAAGGCGUAUCAGCACUUGCAGCCGAUGAUGGAUUGGCCGGAUUACCUGGCGCAUAUUUUGCCGCUCAAGUACGAGAAGGAGUAUAUCGGCAUGUGCUUUCUGUAUCCCCUUCUCUAUCACUGA
Trichoderma citrinoviride is the source of this 747-nucleotide messenger RNA. Its product is annotated as kinase-like protein. The transcript has a single exon. NCBI's taxonomy places the organism in Eukaryota, Fungi, Ascomycota, Sordariomycetes, Hypocreales, Hypocreaceae. Gene Ontology annotation, biological process: protein phosphorylation. The record is from RefSeq and is a predicted model, not a curated record. Gene Ontology annotation, molecular function: protein kinase activity. Bases 1 to 747 code for a protein of 248 amino acids.